This is a messenger RNA of Mytilinidion resinicola, 2214 nucleotides long. RefSeq lists its product as uncharacterized. The transcript is spliced from 3 exons. Lineage: Eukaryota; Fungi; Ascomycota; Dothideomycetes; Mytilinidiales; Mytilinidiaceae. The record is from RefSeq and is a predicted model, not a curated record. The coding region runs from base 47 to 2080 and encodes 677 amino acids.
AAACUUCAGCUGGUGGCAACCAUAAAAGCCCCUGUUGCUCGCAGCCAUGUCGCACGCGACGUCGACGCCGUCUAUCCGCGUAUAUGACUCGGCACCGCACCACAAUCGGUACUCGCUACCGCGCCGCUCUUCCUACGCCGCCCCAGGAGUCCCCAUGGCCAUACCAAAUGCUCGUGAGAGCCCGCCGCCGCCCUUACCUCCUCCACGUUACAUUGGCGAGCUCGCCGAGGGCCAAGACCCGGGCUGGCAGUGGGGCAAUACCCACAGUCCCAACGGCGCAGGCUUCGGGAGAUCGUCCGCCUCGGUGAAGCCUGGGUCGAGUCUGCUGGGCGGUGGAGGCGGCAUUGGUCGGGUGCAGCAUCACAGGGCGGAUGGCGACCGCUAUGCACACGGCCAUGCCCGGCGCGAGAGUGCGUCGUCGCGGUCCUUUGACGUGGACAUGAACACCGACGGCUCGGAUCGCAGUGACGAGGACCGCGGUCCAGCACGCCCAGCGUUGGGAAACCACCGAUUCACCAGCGAAAGCCAGCUUGGCAAGCAGACUCUCCAGAACUCGUCCCACGCAUACGACAAACAACUCCUGUCCAAGAUCGGCGGCCCAAAUACUCCUACAAGAACAUCCAACGCUGGCCUGUUCUCCUCUAGCGCGCAAGAAAACUCAACGGUCCCCCACAAUACUCUGAACAAACUCAACGGGCAAUUGAAGCCCCUCUCGGUGCCCGACCGGCUGUACUCGUCGCUCGAAUCACCCAUAUCCCGGUGGACGCCGUCAGGAGGAGUGUCGCCUGGGCAUUCGGGAUUCCGCAGUCCAGGAUUCGACCCCAGCUACGAUAGUGCCCAUCCACGGCGGUACUGCAGUCUGUCGACUCCCUCGACCGUGGAAGAGAGCGUAUCAGCCCAUCCCAGGCACCAGAGCUUCGACGUCAGUGUUUUCUCAGAGCAGGAAUUUGGCAUGGAAGACAGCGGUCUGCGCGACCUGAACAUCAACGACCGCAGCCCUGCAGGGUCCGACGAGUACCCCGGCUCCAAGACAGGCAUCAAGCGGCGGGCGUCAUCACCGCCCUCAGAAGCGGCGCGGGAUGACCGGCCAGUCGCGGGAGGUGGUAACGAUCUGUACCACCGGCGGUCUGCUCAGAUGCUGGUCAACCGCAACUCACCCGUGUCGCGCUUCCACGCGAACCAAGGGUCACUCUCGUCGACGUCGUCGCUCAGCCAGCGCACGGGGUCGUUUGCGUCGUCGUAUGGGCUGUCGGUAGCAUCGAGCGCGACGAGUUAUAAUGGUGGCGAGCAACGUCUGUCGCCAGGAGCCCUCUCGCCCUCGGUAGAAUCAGAGUUUGGCGCCGUCUCGCCGUUUACGGCUAGCAGGUCGCUCAACCCCAGUCCCCGGGCAUCUCUGUCUCGACCGCAACACCAGCGAGGUCCGUCCGACCACGAGUCGCACCACCGCACCAUGUCGGACGCCAGCCUCUCGCACUCGCGCCAGAAUAGCGGCGUCCAGCGCAUCGGGGGCCUCUUCAUCUGCGAGUGCUGCCCCAAGAAGCCCAAAAAGUUCGACAGCGCGGAGGAGCUGCAAACCCACGAGCUUGAAAAGCAGUACACUUGCGCGUACUGCUCAAACCGCUUCAAGAACAAGAACGAGGCCGAGCGGCACCAAAAUUCGCUGCAUCUACGGCGCCAUUCGUGGUCCUGCGCUGCGCUGUCCAGCGUCGAGGGCGCAUUUCACCCCUCUUCGGCACGCCCAGCCCUGGCCGACGUGUGCGGGUACUGCGGCGACGAGUUCCCCAAUCCUGCCGACUGGCCAGCCCGGUCCGACCACUUGAAUCACGUGCACAAGUUCGGCGAGUGCAACCAAGCAAAGAAGUUCUUCCGCGCCGAUCAUUUCCGGCAGCACCUGAAACACAGCCAUGCCGGGACCAGCGGGAAGUGGACCAACAUGUUGGAGAACGCGUGCAUGAAGGACGAACCCCCACCCAAGGAGAGGGUGUCAUCCGUAGGCUCCCUCAGCGGCUCAUCUGCCGGGGGGCUGUUGGCAUUGGCUCCGAAGCCGGGCGUAAUCGACGAGGUCCACGACGAGUCAUGAGAUGGGGGUUAUCGCGAAUUCAUUGAUUGAGCGAGCAUUCAUUCAUCAAAGCAUUUGAUCUAAGCACUUUGUUUCAUCUCCAAAACCUUGACAUUUUCACCAUAGGUUGGAUUUGGCCUUUUUUUUUUUUUUUU